AUGGCUACUUGCAGCAGUUUGUCGACAGUGGUUUUUUCUUUUCUUGUUCUAACAUCAUUGUUUGAAAGCAGUCACGUCGGAGCCCGCAAUCUUCUAGAACCAACAUUGCCAAAGCCAGAAGUGCCACAACUUCCCAAACCUGAAUUGCCACCUCUGCCUCAAGUCCCUACAUUCCCAAAGCUAGAGAUACCUAAGGUUCCGGAAUUGCCAAAACUAGAGCAGCCUAAGGUCCCAGAAAUACCCAAGAUUCCCGAGCUACCUAAGGUACCUGAGAUACCUCAAGUUCAUGAAUUGCCUAAUAUUCAUGAAUCACCAAAUCCUGUCAAGGUCCCAGAAAUACCCAAGGUUCCUGAGCUGGCUAAGGUUCCAGAAUUACCAAAACCUGAACUGCCUCAAAUGCCAGAAUUACCCAAGUUUGAAUUGCCUAAAGUAUUUGACAUACCUAAAGUUCCUGAAGUUCCUAAAGCAUUUCCAGUCACCCAUCCUUGA
Molecule: messenger RNA, 489 nt
Organism: Sphenostylis stenocarpa
Lineage: Eukaryota; Viridiplantae; Streptophyta; Magnoliopsida; Fabales; Fabaceae
Source: the annotation of a GenBank genome assembly